AUGGAUACAGUCACAGGAGACACGCAUGGUAUAAUGGGGGAUAAGAUAAGCACUGAUAGCACAUCUGAGUUGGGUUCUCGCAACAUCAUCUCCUCCGACGGUCAAUGGACGCUGCCUACACGCUCGCAUAUGCCCACUAUUUUGGAUCCGCCAAUUGACGUCUACAAAUUCGGCAGCACACCAGACGCCACCGACCCCAAACGCGGCAAUGCGAAGAUAGCUAUGUUGACGCUCAACACCCCCAACAUUCAUCUGUACUCAGACCUGGCCACCAUCAAUCAGAAGGCCUAUGCAGAGAAGCACGGCUACGACUUCUAUGUGUACAAGGACUCGACUCUGGGCUGGGAGAUGGAGAAGGGCUCAUGGGACUCCAUUGUGACGUGGAACAAAGUCAAUGCCAUCCCGCGACACCUGCACGACCACGAGUGGAUGUUCUGGAUUGAUUCUGAUGCCGUGUUUACGAAUAUGUCUAUUAAGCUCGAGUCCUUCAUUGAGCGUGCGGUGAGUGUUGUGACGAGUGCAGAGCAGAACCAGUUGAUCAAAUUGCUCGGCCACAUCGAUGCGAAACGCGAGAACUGGCAGCUGUUCGAAGAGUGUGACUUCAACUGUCUGCCCAAGAAUCGCUUCCCGGGAGUGUUCAUUGUGCACUAUAUGGGUCACCUACAGCACAAGGCCGUUCACACGCGUCUAGUUGCUACAGAUUUCUAUGAGUCCUUUGCGCGCACCUCACCUCCUUACACUACAUCACAUUACUACAGGCACUGGCCCAAUGAGAAGAGGGCAGCGUUGAUUAAGGAGAAUGUGGCGCUCGGCUUGAUGACGGAGCCGGAUGCGGCUAAAGAUGAAUUAUAA
Messenger RNA from Sphaeroforma arctica JP610, 852 nucleotides. RefSeq lists its product as hypothetical. Lineage: Eukaryota; Ichthyosporea; Ichthyophonida. Gene Ontology annotation, biological process: protein N-linked glycosylation. Gene Ontology annotation, molecular function: glycosyltransferase activity. Bases 1 to 852 code for a protein of 283 amino acids. Gene Ontology annotation, cellular component: Golgi membrane. The transcript is spliced from 6 exons. The record is from RefSeq and is a predicted model, not a curated record.